AUGUCCGCGGAUUCCCUUCAUCUACACUUCUCCGACUAUCUGUCCACCGAACCAUUCGCUUUGGAUUACUUUGUCUCCCCGACGCCUCAUGAUGGAUCAUGCCCACAACUGGCCAAGCGAAAAGGAAAAAGCCAGGCAAUAAAUACCUCCCCUUUCGACGCGUUCACGACAGGCGGGCUCUCAUUGAAUACUACAAUUUUAUUGAAAAAACCCAUCGCUCCUCCCCUGCCCGAGCUCCGCACCCCGCCUCCUUUGACACCAGAGGGCGAAAUUGUUCAACCUGUUCCUGAAAGGUCUUUUCUGCAAAAGUACUGGAUGUAUCUUGCGGCUGUCCUGGUUGCGUUGCUACUAUCUGGCGGCCCCGAGGAAGAACAACCGCGACAAGGUGGUAAAUAAUUCCAGAGGCUUUUGGGGAAUGGUUCCUCUCCACGCGAAACAAGACUAUAGCAUGAUGUAGACAUGUUUAUUCCAAUCGUGUACAUUAUUUCUGUUCUGCAACGGGUCCCUCU
Messenger RNA from Laccaria bicolor S238N-H82, 509 nucleotides. RefSeq lists its product as uncharacterized. The transcript is spliced from 3 exons. The coding region runs from base 1 to 396 and encodes 131 amino acids. The record is from RefSeq and is a predicted model, not a curated record. Lineage: Eukaryota; Fungi; Basidiomycota; Agaricomycetes; Agaricales; Hydnangiaceae.